AUGGAUGCGGCAGGCAAAGUCCCCGUCAAACUCGUCAAAGUCACCCGAGUCCUCGGCCGAACAGGCUCCCGAGGUGGUGUCACCCAAGUGAGAGUCGAAUUCAUGGACGACACGAGCCGAAGCAUCAUUCGAAAUGUCAAAGGACCAGGUACGUGA
Molecule: messenger RNA, 156 nt
Organism: Cladophialophora bantiana CBS 173.52
Lineage: Eukaryota; Fungi; Ascomycota; Eurotiomycetes; Chaetothyriales; Herpotrichiellaceae
Product: 40S ribosomal protein S28
Exons: 2
Coding region: 1-156 (51 amino acids)
Biological process (GO): ribosomal small subunit assembly; maturation of SSU-rRNA; translation
Cellular component (GO): cytosolic small ribosomal subunit; ribosome
Molecular function (GO): structural constituent of ribosome
Source: RefSeq, a predicted model, not a curated record